AUCCACACAAAAAAUACAUCACAUCGUUCACAAAGGCCUUGUCUCGCUCACGGUCAGGUCAUUUCGCCGAUACAACCUAUAGUUUUGCCUCUAGGGAGGUUUGUUCGAGGCCAAGUAUCAGCUAUUUUGGCCUCUGUCUAAAUAGGAAAGCUGAUUGCACAGGUGAUGCUGAUUAGAAAAGAUCAAAGGGAGAUACAUAGGCCUUUUUCACGGAAGUUAGAACGCACAUCCGGUUCAGCGUUUGUUGUGUAAAGACACUUCCGGUGAAAUGGAGUCAGACGCGCUCUUCACAACUUCCCUGAGAAAUAUACCGUCAAUGACUUCAGCGGAUGUUUUUCGUCUUGUCGAACUUAAUUCAAUCGCCCCGCACUCAAAACUCAACAAAGGCUACAAAUUCUUCCACGAAAAUUACAUCUUUAAUCACGAAGAUCACUUUGAAUGUUGACACCUUGCCUGUUGAGUUCACUAGCUCGUCAUGCACAUGUACUGCAGGCAAAGCUUUAUGCAAUCAUCUGGUUGCAAUGCUUUUUCAAACUGCGCACUUCAGCAUGAUGCAGAUGCAGACAGUACCACCAUCUACGGCAUGCACAGACACUCUGCAAACAUGGCAUAGACCAAGAACACAGGGGAUUUCUGCAGAGACUACAGAUCAGUUAGUGGUCAGAAAGCCAAAGACGUCUUCCAGAAGUGUAUGCAAAUCUACACUCUACAGAGCAUACACUGGUCACUUCCCUGACCCAGCAGUAUUGGCUAUUGGAGAAGCUGUCAAAGGACUCACUCCCCAACCUUUGAUUUCCUGCGUCCUUACCGGUUUUUCAGAACUGGUUUUGGUGGACUCCAGAUUUGGUCCUGUGCCUCGAGGAUCAGUGCUCUCCUACCAAUCCCGUCCUGUUGUGACCAAGAACUACAUUAAACAUCCAGAUGCUCCUGUGUACCCUAAACUCCCUAUUAAUGGUUCUAAAUUUCUGAGGAGCUUGCACUUCGUGCCAAACUGUCACCAGUUAUUCCAUUUGGAGAGCUUAAGUGUCACACAAGAGUUGGCAGUUAUAAUAGAGGAGCGGACUCAGGAACAAUCGAACACUGUGGAAAAGCAUGCGCAAGCCUAGAGUGACUGCGAGCCGAUUUUAUGAGGUUUCUCAUGUGCGAGGGAAGACAUCUGGCCAGGCACUGGCAAGGCAGAUACUCAGGGGUGUAAAGCAAACUAGGGCAAUGAAAAGAGGCCUUGACAGGGAACCCGAGGUGCUGGAACGUUACUCUGAACUGUUUAAUGUGAAUGUCUCACCUUGUGGUUUCGUUGUGCACCCAGAUGCGUCCUACCUUGGUGGCAGUCCUGAUGCCAAAGUUUAUGACCCUAAUGCAGAUCCCUGUUUCGGGCUUGCUGAAGUGAAAUGCCCAGAUGUUCCUACAGUUUCUGAGGUUGGGCAUAUAAAAAUUGUGAAUGGACAGGCAACCCUGAAAAAAUCUCACAAAUAUUACUGGCAGGUUCAAGGUCAGCUGGCUGUAACUGGACUCAGUUGGUGUGACUUCAUCACUGACACUGAAGAGGACAUGACAGUUCAAAGAGUGUGGAGGGAUAAUGUCAUGAUAGCCCAGAUGCGAGAAAAUCUGGACCUUUACUACUUUGGUGCUUACAUGGAUGAAUUUCUUAAGGGGGGUAUGUAAUAGGCCUAUUUGCACUGUAUACUACUAAUCCUGUAAAAAAAAAAAAAAAGAUAGUCUGGAAUUUUUUAUAGUCUGGAUAUUCUUCAAAAUAUUUUC
This is a messenger RNA of Pimephales promelas (fathead minnow), 1758 nucleotides long. RefSeq lists its product as uncharacterized. Lineage: Eukaryota; Metazoa; Chordata; Actinopteri; Cypriniformes; Leuciscidae. Gene Ontology annotation, molecular function: zinc ion binding. The record is from RefSeq and is a predicted model, not a curated record.